AAACUGUGUCACUCCGCUCUGGUUUCCAUGCGCAAAAGACGCUCUGAGGCGCAAUGUUUGGCAGAUAACUGGAGGAGAGACCUCGGAUUUAAAGAAGAGGUGACAGCUGCGCAGUCAUGCCUGAGCUCAGAGCGGCCGCGGUGCUGCAGGUCGCGCUGCUGCUCUCUGCUGUGCCCGCGCAGUACUUCAUCUCCCGGUGGAGCGGCUCCACGGCGGUGCAGCGCUUCCACGCGACCACCCGAUUGCUUCGUAUUUGGAAAGACUGGAGAGGAUCGUACCUGAACGGCACUGCAUGGAUGGACUGGACAAACCAGCAGGUGUCCAAAGUCAUGUCACUGUUUGGCUUCGGACUCGAAGACCAAAUGCCACAAGGGCCUCCCUUAGAGUUCAUGAUGUACGACAACGACCAGGGCUUCUUUGGAGCCUCCAAGACGGUCCGCAGCCCUCGACCGCCGUACGUUUUUCUACGGGUCGGUGAAGUGGUGCUGGCGAGGAAUCGCCAAAUGGUUGGAGUGGUGGUGAGCUGGGACCCUGAGAUGCGAGCGCCUCCAGAAUGGGUGGACAGAGUGUAUUCAGACUUUGAGGGCACCAAAGCAGAGAAAACGCCUCAUUACAAGGUGCUGUUCAGCGGUCCCGGACCCUCGUCUCUGCUAGUCGCAUAUUUACCACAAACACAACUGGAGCGCAUCACUGGGAUGAGGCCGGACAUUCCCACCCUGGAGAAUUACUUCACACACUUCGACGGCGAACGCUUCGUCAUGCAGCCGUGGCUCAGAGAGCUCUUCCCAGAGGACGAGGACGAGGACGCUUGACUGCUCCAAAGACUGAUCCCAGACACAGUUUUAUUUCCGUACUCAUGUGGUGUUCUUCAUCCUGGUGUCAGCUUUUUCUUUUUUUUGUUUUUUUGUGCAACCUACUGGAAUCUAGUGGAUGCAAAAGGUUUUCCUCAGGAACAGUUUGGUAGCUUUAAGUGCCAAAAUUUGUGCAGAUCAAGGAAAAUGAUCCAGUUUCUCUUUGCUGGAACUCAGUGUGACGGUUUCUUUUGGGGAUUUGGAGAAUGAAGAUAACAAUGAAGCUCAUUUGAGAUGCACAAAUUUACAGUAUUUUAAUAAAUAAAGGCUCAAAAAUAUUUAUAUAUAAAAAACUUUAAUUUAAAUCUGUUUUUAUGAUUUUAAAAGACAAACUUGAAUGAGUGGGAAUGUACUUAAAUAAUGACAGGAAAUGCUUAAAACGGACUUUGUGUGUUGGAUGAAAAUAGCACCUUAUAUUUAAGCAUUACCAAUAUGCAAUAAAGUGUUUGAAACAAUCCA
Messenger RNA from Stegastes partitus (bicolor damselfish), 1310 nucleotides. RefSeq lists its product as uncharacterized. Bases 117 to 812 code for a protein of 231 amino acids. The transcript has 7 exons. The record is from RefSeq and is a predicted model, not a curated record. Gene Ontology annotation, molecular function: DNA binding. Lineage: Eukaryota; Metazoa; Chordata; Actinopteri; Pomacentridae.